AUCUCUGCUUUCACAACUUCUGUUGUAUAACGAAGGAUCUUGAAGGUCUGUAACAAUGUCUGGAAGAGGCAAAGGCGGUAAAGGACUCGGGAAAGGAGGCGCUAAGCGUCAUCGUAAGGUUCUGCGGGAUAACAUCCAGGGCAUCACCAAACCCGCCAUCCGUCGUCUCGCUCGCCGCGGUGGAGUCAAGCGUAUCUCCGGUCUGAUCUACGAGGAGACCCGCGGUGUGCUGAAGGUGUUCCUGGAGAACGUGAUCCGCGAUGCUGUGACCUACACCGAGCACGCCAAGAGAAAGACCGUCACCGCCAUGGACGUCGUGUACGCGCUGAAACGACAGGGACGCACUCUGUACGGCUUCGGAGGAUAAUCACAUUACUGUUCUCAACAAAACCCCAAAGGCUCUUUUAAGAGCCACCCACUU
Molecule: messenger RNA, 421 nt
Organism: Cyprinus carpio (common carp)
Lineage: Eukaryota; Metazoa; Chordata; Actinopteri; Cypriniformes; Cyprinidae
Product: histone H4
Biological process (GO): nucleosome assembly
Cellular component (GO): nucleosome
Molecular function (GO): DNA binding; protein heterodimerization activity; structural constituent of chromatin
Source: RefSeq, a predicted model, not a curated record